AUGUCUUGGGACUCGUCUCUCCGUACUAACAUCCGCACCAGGGUCAAACUCCCAAAGACGUUCCUCGCGGUCAACCUGUCGGACGCAUUCAGCUUCGAGGAGCAGGAGAGAAGGAAGAGCGUAGAAGGUGGCGAAGAUGCGGAAAUGAAGGAGGCGCCGCCAAAGGACCUCUUGAUGACCCCGUCGGCUCCUCGUCCGGACGAGGGAUCCAGCGGUGAGGGAGGAAAGAUUCUGAAUCCCUAG
This is a messenger RNA of Geosmithia morbida, 243 nucleotides long. RefSeq lists its product as uncharacterized. The record is from RefSeq and is a predicted model, not a curated record. The transcript has a single exon. NCBI's taxonomy places the organism in Eukaryota, Fungi, Ascomycota, Sordariomycetes, Hypocreales, Bionectriaceae. Bases 1 to 243 code for a protein of 80 amino acids.